AUGCCGCUUGCGUCCGAUCAGCUUCCCUUCGUUAUUUUUGAGACGAGGUCGCUAAUUUAUUAGAAUUUAUCUUUCAUUUAAAACUUGUUUAGCAUGGGAAAGCUAUGUCUGGAAUUAUACUGGGAUCACGCUCCGAGGACUUGUCGAAACUUUUCGGAGCUUGCGAGACGUGGAUACUACAAUGGCACGGUGUUUCACAGAAUUAUCGCCGAUUUCAUGAUCCAAGGGGGAGAUCCGACUGGAACUGGUUUUCUUUGGACAAAUGUACGAAAAUUAUUAGAUUUUUCAGGCCGUGGUGGUGCUUCUAUUUAUGGAGAUCGUUUUGCUGAUGAGAUUGAUGCGAGAUUAAAGCAUACAGGCGCUGGAAUAUUAUCAAUGGCUAACGCAGGUUUUUCAAGUUUACGAAAAGAAAACUAAAAGAAUUUUUGUCCCAUUUUUUUAUUUUUGAAGGCCUUUUUUUAUAAAGCUUUUCGUUUCUAUAACUUGCGGUGAACAAGCGGAAUAAUCUUUUCCCUUCAAUUAUGCCUUAAGCGACCUCUUGAAGUUUUUGAGUGAUCACUUAAAGAGGUUCGACUGCUCCGUUUGUCUAAGCAAGGUUUAAGGCGAUAGAAAAGACCUUUUCUUUUUUUAAAGCAAGAAACAAGUUUACGAAAGAUCCUAAGAACUUUGCAUUUUGAUAAUUUUUAAGGCCCAAACACAAACGGAUCCCAAUUUUUCAUCACACUCGCUCCAACGCAACAUCUCGAUGGGAAACAUACGAUUUUCGGAAGAAUUGCCGCAGGAAUGAAGGUUAUUUCUGAGGAAAGCUUCAAAAUAAAAAUCAAAAAUACUUUCAAGGUUGUCAGCAACAUCGGCCGAGUGGACACUGACAACCACGAUCGCCCGAAAAAUGAUGUUCGAAUUUUGAAGGCCUACCCCGCCCAAGAAUCCAUCCUAUCUUCCUAGAAAUUGUUACAAAAAUUGUUGUUUGAGAUACUGGAGGGAUAGCAAAAAGGAGAAAUGAAUCUGUGUUGCCACUUUAUUUUUGGGUUUUAAGUUUCGAUCAUCAAAUGGCUUGUAAAUAAGAAGAUGUCGCCCUCCAGUAACUUCCUUGUUGUCCUAACUUAUUUUGCUGUUCUUUACCACCACGUUGUCCAAUAAACUGUUUCGAUUUCGUUCGCAAAAAUAUGUUUUUUGCGGAAUCUCGGAAGAAAAAAAGUGAUCUUACCAUACGAAAUUACUGUUUUUCUAGCGCGUGACCUUGAUUGCCUAGAGUGAUUUCUGAAGCACAAAUAAGUUGCCGUCAGUUGCAAAAAACACGACGCCUAGUAUAAAAGUGGGAAAAGUUUCCAAUUCAACAGCAUCUUCUUCUCUUCUUCCGAUUCGAAACAUGCAUUGGCUUAUUGUUUUCAGUUUCCUGCUCGUCUUCGUUCAAACGACUCAAUCUCAAAGUGAGCUUAUUGAUUUUUUUUCGGGUUUUAAUUUUCUGAUUUUCAGUUAUUCCGAUCCCUGUUCCUCUCCGUGAGUUUGAUUUUUUUUUUCAAUUCGAGGAAUUUAGUUCGUGAGACAGAUUUAGGCAUAGUUUGAAAGAAAAUAGCUAUUUCUCAACUUCAAGUAUGAUUUUGAAGUUUUUAAGCAGAAUUUUAGUAGAGAAAGAGGAGGCUAGAGAGGACUUUCAAGGCCUAAAAACCUUCUAGAGUCACCAGAAAGGAUAAAAAGAUCAGUUUGAGAUUAACUAGUACUCGAUUUUCAUAGAGGCAUAAACGAAAAACUGCUGAUUUUCCGCGAUUGAACCUCAUUUAAAAUGUUUUUAGGCUUGAGAAGCUACUAGAAGAAAUAUUAUACUAGUAUUCAGAAAUUCAAGCAUUUCUGGUUCAAUUUAAGCAAUAGGACCUUUUGGAGGAUGUAACUUGGGCUUCAAAAGCCUCUAGAUAUACAAUUUUCUACAAGAUCAGCAUAAAAUUAAGAAAAAGAUGUUAUCACCACUUAUUCUGAACCUGAAUACAUAACCUUAGGCUCGAAAAGGUAUAGAAAACAUGGAAUUUCUGAAAGAUCAGCCAAAAAUCAAAGGAAAAGGUGUUAUCACUAGUUAUUCUGAACCUCAUGACAUAUAUCCUUAGGCUUGAAAAGCUACAGAAGAAAUGAAGUUCCUACAAAAUCAGCCUAAAAUUGAGAAAAAGUCGUUAUUAGUCCUUAACCCUCCCAACUUCAACCAAUUGUGGUUGAAUUUCAGCGAUAGGACCCUAUGGCGGAUGGGGCGGACGCGGGUGGUACGGUCGCCACCACGGAUGGCACCACCACGGCUGGGGACGCGGCGGUUGGGGACGCGGCGGCUGGAGGGGACGUGGCGGAUGGCGCGGACGUGGACGCUGGGGAUAACUCGGUUGGUUUUGGAAAAAAAAGAUAUUCUCAAGUAUCUAGCUCACUUAAUCUUGAAGAGCAACCUUCAGUCAAGAAAAAAAGUUUAAAAACACUCUUUUUGACUUAUUUUGAUCCGUAGUUCAUUUAAAUGCAGCUUAGCAAUCUUUCAAAGUGCGCUCUAUCGAACAACGUCUCUGAUUGGUUCAUGCCACUUUUAGCGACUUUAAAGCUUGAAGCGAGAGUGUUCAACGCUGGAAGAGACGUUAGAGAAAUACAGACAAUCUGCCUUCUCUGGCGUCUCUCCGAUCCACUGAUGUCUCGCUUUCUCAAAAUUUUCGGACUAUUUAGAAAAUUAUCGAUUUCGAGACUCAUCAUUUUUUUAAACUUAACUUGCUUUCCUUUUGUUUAAAUCUUUCUAAAGCGUAUUAUUCAGGGUUUAGAUUUCAACUAGAAGCAAAUGAACUAUAAUUAUUAGCCAAUAAUUGAAAAAUAAAAGUUUAUUGAAUUAUUUAUCAAAGAUUGCUGAACCAUUUUUUAACGAGAAAAAUAUACUUUUUUUUCAAAAUAUAAAAUUUUCAGGCGCUUGAAGACGGCUGUACAAAAUGCCUCGGGUCUCUCAUUCGCCAACUCCUUUGCUGUAACUCUUCAAAAAACCUUCCAAAAAAACAAAUGA
Molecule: messenger RNA, 3013 nt
Organism: Caenorhabditis auriculariae
Lineage: Eukaryota; Metazoa; Nematoda; Chromadorea; Rhabditida; Rhabditidae
Source: the annotation of a GenBank genome assembly